Messenger RNA from Pocillopora meandrina, 1195 nucleotides. The record is from the annotation of a GenBank genome assembly. NCBI's taxonomy places the organism in Eukaryota, Metazoa, Cnidaria, Anthozoa, Scleractinia, Pocilloporidae.
UGGUCAACAACUUAUGAUUCGCUCGUAUGAGAUUGGAGUUUUGUUUCUACCCAAAGACCAGGUAUUUUGUUUAGUUAUAUCUCCAGCGUUUCAGUUGGACAAAUGAAAGAAAAUUCUUUCCUGUGACUGUACCCUUUUUGAUCCAGAUUCCAUCUAUGACUCAAUAGUUAACUGUCAUUUUAUGAACAGGAUCCUGAAAGCAAAUACUUUCAUGUGAAAGGAAAACAGGAAAGUAAUGAAAAGUGGUCAAGUUAUAGUGUACAGCUUCCAUUUGAUGUCCCACCUUUGCCAUACACCAAAGAUGGUAAGAUUCCUUGCUUGUGUUCAGGCAAUUUAGCAUAAAGGUAUCCUCUUUUCAGUUCACAUCAUGAAUUUCCAAAUUUGUUUGAAAUCAAAAGUUCCUCCUUGUUAUUUUUUGAGUGUGAAUAAUUUGUAGCAAUUUUCUCAUUGUAAAUUAUGGUUGUGGGACUGGUCAUUAUUUAUCCUUGGCAGACUUAGGGGGGCAGGGGGUGGUCAGGGGAGCAGGGAUGGUCAGGGGGGUAGGGGGGUUCAAGGAUUUUUCUUGUGUCACAAUAAAAUUUACCUGAUCCCCAACAAGACUCUGUAAUAUUCUUAUGAUCCCCCUCCACCCUUUAACUCCCAUGAGUGACCAAAACAGAAUUUCUCCUUACAAUAUCAAUACAAUAUCAAGCAAACGAGUGGUGAGAAUAAAGAAAAAUAUCAAUUUGGGGAUAAUUAGUUGAUUCAAUACUAAGUUCUCUGAACUAACAUGAUAAGAACUGUAUGGUUGACAAUAAGGAGAAUUACAAAUUUGAUCUGGGUGUUAAAGGGUUAAUUGGCAGUCAGUUUUUUAUGGUCAAGCCUUUAUGCUCUGUUGGUGACGGCAGAUCUCCUCUCCUUUCCCCCUGAAAACCAUGUGAUCCCUGGGCACAUGCAGAGAGUCAGGUACUUAAAAUCAAUGGUUCGUCUAUGAAAGUCUGGUAUUUCAUGUCAUGUUUGUGUUUUGUCAAAACAGAAUCUCCUUGGAUGUGGGAUGUCAAAUACAACACACCUGAUGGUCAUGGUAGAAUAUGGUCACCAUCAUAAUCAAAGCAGUCAGGGAAUCACUGGGCUAUAAUGGACACAAAGGAUGUCAGGGGGAGGGCAAAGGCAAAGGCAAAGGCCAUAUAUACCUUUAAAAGAAAUGAAACUCAGA